This is a messenger RNA of Camellia sinensis, 1678 nucleotides long. RefSeq names its product Pentatricopeptide repeat (PPR) superfamily protein. The record is from RefSeq and is a predicted model, not a curated record. NCBI's taxonomy places the organism in Eukaryota, Viridiplantae, Streptophyta, Magnoliopsida, Ericales, Theaceae. Gene Ontology annotation, molecular function: protein binding.
CCAAACACCAAAGCAUGUAAACCCCAGGAACAAUUCCAGAAAACAAACAACCCCCUUUGUGGACACCUUUCAUGAAAACAAGGACCUCAAAACCUUACUUGAAAAGCUCAAAAAGAGAGGUUCGGACCCUCUUCAGAUACUCAAAGAUGAUGGGGAUUGGACCAAAGAUCACUUCUGGGCUGUCCUCAGAUUCCUCCUAGAGUCCUCAAGAUCCAAGGACGUUCCCCAGGUUUUUGAUUGGUGGAAGAACAUUGAGAAAUCACGGAUUAAUCUAUUUAACUACGAAAAGAUUAUAGGGUUACUAGUUGAGGAGGGACUAAUUGAAGAAGCAAUAUCAGCACUUAAAGAAUUGAUGGGUCAUGGGCUUAGACCUUCUUCGGAGAUCUAUAAUUCCAUAAUUCACGGUUUUGCUAGGAAAGGGAGGUUCAAAGAUGCUUUGUAUUAUCUCAAGAAGAUGGAGGAAAUCGAUUUGAAGCCAGAUACGGAGACCUAUGAUGGGCUCAUUCAAGCAUAUGGGAAAUAUAGAAUGUACGAUGAGAUGGAUUGUUGUGUGAAAAAGAUGGAAGUGGAUGGGUGUCCACUGGACCACAUUACUUAUAAUUUGCUAAUCCAAGAGUUUUCACGAGCUGGAUUGCUGACAAGAAUGGAAAAACUAUAUCAAAUUCUCAUAUCAAAAAGAAUGGAUUUGCAAUCUUCUACAUUGGUUGCAAUGCUCGAGGCAUAUGCCAACUUGGGGAUCUUGGGCAAGAUGGAGAAGUUUUACAGAAAGGUUUUGAACUCCAAAACUUUCUUAAAGGAUGAUUUGAUUCGGAAAUUGGCUAGGGUUUAUAUUCUGAACCACAUGUUUUCUAGAUUGGAUGACUUGGGACGUGAUCUUUCUUCGAAAACUGGAAAGACUGAUCUUGUUUGGUGUUUGCACAUGCUUUCACAUUCUUUUCUUUUGAGUCGGAAGGGCAUGUACUCUGUUCUUCAAGAGAUGGAAUUAGAAAAUUUACCUUGGAAUGUAACAAUCACAAAUGUUAUCUUGCUAACUUACGUGAAGAUGAAAGAUUUUAAGAACUUGAAGCUCGUACUCUCUGAAGUAGCAGCUCGACAUGUGAAACCUGAUAUUGUCACCAUUGGAGUUGUAUUUGAUGCGUAUAAGAUUGGAUUUGACGGAAUGUGGGCUUUAAAUAUGUGGAGAAAAAUGGGAUUUCUUGAUGAAGCUGUUGAAAUGAACACUGAUGCUCUUGUUCUCACUGCAUUUGGAAAAGGACAUUUCCUAAGAAGUUGUGAAGAGAUACACUCAUCUCUUGAAACUCAAGCUAGAGAAAGGAGAAUAUGGACUUAUCAACGUCUCAUUGAUUUGAUGGUUAAACACAACAAAAGGCUUUGUCAAUUAAUGGGAGUUGAACAGAGUUAGGCUAUGCAUUUUGUAUCAGAAUCAAAAUUAACAUGGGAUUGAUUGAUUGUGAGACAUCCUCUGAAGGUGGACAAGAAACUUUUGCUGCAUUGAAAAGGUGCUAUGAGCUAGUCAGUCUUUCGUAGGUGUUUUUAAUGGUUUUUUAUUUUUUUGAGGGAUUCAUGGCUACAAUGAUUAGAAGUUAAGAAUGUGUGGUAUGAUUGUAUCUGAUAUAUACACGAUUGGAUCAUGAGGCCAUUGAGCCUAAUACUAACAAUUUGUUGAGUAUACUUUUAA